UUGAACGACGCCCUGACGACGACAGCAAUUGAUCUCAUGCCUCCAAUUUUUUUCGACGAACCAGAUUACAGUUGCGGCCAAAAGCUUGGUCGCAUACAGUUCAGCGUAAGUUAUGACUUUGAUGCGUCCACGCUGACAGUAAAAAUCAUUAAAGCGGAAGACUUAGCAGCUAAAGAUUUAUCAGGAACAAGUGAUCCGUACGUCAAAAUUAUGCUCCUGCCAGAUAAAAAGCACACCAUGACUACAAACAUCAAGCGCAAAAAUUUGAAUCCGCGCUGGAAUGAGGUUUUCGCUUUCGAAGGUUUCCCGUACCACAAGGUAGCAACGAGGACCUUGUACUUGCUUGUUCUCGAUUACGAUAGAUUCAGCAGAGACGACCCCAUUGGCGAGGUCUGCUUGCCCUUGAAUGACCUCGAUCUUGGGACCGGUCAGACCCUGUGGAGGACGUUGAGGCCUUGCAAAGGAGCCGCGGGGAAGCUUGGCAUGCUGCUUGUGACGUUGUGCUACCAGCCAGCCUCGGAAACGAUCACGAUAACAAUCAACAAAGCGAAAGAUUUGAAAGCCAAAGACAUAAAUGGCUCCUCAGAUCCAUACGUGAAGGUGUGGUUAAUGCACGAUGGCAAGAAAAUUGAAAAAAAGAAAACUGAAGUGCACGAAAAGAAUUUGAACCCAAUCUUCAACGACAUCUUCAACUUCACCGUACCUUACGACAAAAUCAGGCAGAGCAGUCUCGUUGUGUCCGUCAUGGAUUAUGAUAGGAUGGGCCGGAACGAAGCCAUCGGUCAGCUGGUGCUUGGGAGCAAGAGUGGACAGAUGGAAGUGAAGCACUGGAACGAAAUGUUUGCGAAGAGUAGGCAGAAUGUAUCGCAGUGGCACGUUCUCAAAGAUUUCGGCUGAUCUGAUCCACACCUUCGUCCAACGUUGUUUCGACAUUGUUCGUCUGCUGAACAUUUGUGUUUGAAUGUUCAAUUGAUUGCUUCUACAUUUCUCACUAACUCAACUUGCGCUAUGAAGUUGUAGUCACAACUUUUCUUAAUUAUAAUUCACGACUGAUCAAGGUACGUAACCACAGUAUUAAGCCUGAUUGUGCGUAUUCAUACAGGUGUACGUGUGUAAUAAUAAUAUUAUCAGUAGUAACUCACUGUACGUUAACACUGCUAAUUUGAAAAAUUUUGCUGUCAUGCAUUAGCUGUUCUAAUGAGGUGUUUAUUAGGUUUAUAAUAUAAAAUAUUCAGUUACUGUAUUUGUAAAUGAAUUAUUCAUUAUAUGAAAACCACAUUUUUGUUUCAAUACUAUAUUCCUAGAAGGUUACUCGAGCAAGUUGUUUAAAAUACAAAUAUCUGUUGUCAAAUGUUCAAUUACCCAUGCUUUAUUUUAUUAAGAUGAAAUAAUUAACUAAAAAUUUAUAAAACGUUUCUUUGUAAUUGAAAAAAAAUUAAUGGGUGACAUCCAUUGUUUUCCUUAGCUGCUCCGUUUUGAAUAGAUUCUAAUUGUUUUAUAGAAAAUUUUUAGAAUUGUAGCCAUCAUUUGUUGAAAUAUCACCUGCUGUACAAUUUUCUUUCUUUAGUUUUAGUUUUUAAUAUAUUUAUUUGAUUAAUUUUUUUUUAUUUUGAACAUUUUAUUGUAGUAUGAUUUUAGCCCAACAGAAAGAGCUUAAACUGUUCGUUCCACAUGAAAACUUGAAAGAUUGGAGAAGCUUUGAAAAGUGACGGAGUAGAAAUACCUGAAGACAUUAUUAGUCAUAAUUAAUUUAUGUAGUGUGCCUGUCUAAUGUUUUUAUUUUAUUUUUUUUUUUUAUCGGCAUGCAUGUAUUUCUAACGAACCAACAAUGUAAUGAAUAUACCACGUAUGUAAUUGCUUGUGUAAUUAAUCUAGCUGUCACCUGCAAAUGUAACUCACAUUCAAUUAUUCGUGCUCCGUUUAUGAAACUAUCAUGAAGUUUUGUGUGAAUUUUCUGUCACUUGAAAGACUUGCAUUUCAAAUUUCACUAUGGUCUCAAGCGUGUCUGCGAUUGAAUGAUUUAUUUCAAUAUGAAAUAUUUCAAUCUAGAUUAAAUUUACUAGUGACAAUUUAUAGAUUGUGGAUCAUAAUUAUAAUCAAUUUAUUGAAAAAAAAAAACCAAUACAACAAUUUG
Messenger RNA from Helobdella robusta, 2134 nucleotides. RefSeq names its product synaptotagmin 7d (gene Syt7d). The coding region runs from base 37 to 897 and encodes 286 amino acids. Gene Ontology annotation, molecular function: clathrin binding; SNARE binding; calcium ion binding. Lineage: Eukaryota; Metazoa; Annelida; Clitellata; Rhynchobdellida; Glossiphoniidae. The record is from RefSeq and is a predicted model, not a curated record. The transcript is spliced from 5 exons. Gene Ontology annotation, cellular component: synapse; axon; membrane. Gene Ontology annotation, biological process: regulation of dopamine secretion; calcium-ion regulated exocytosis; regulation of calcium ion-dependent exocytosis.